Paramuricea clavata is the source of this 360-nucleotide messenger RNA. NCBI's taxonomy places the organism in Eukaryota, Metazoa, Cnidaria, Anthozoa, Malacalcyonacea, Plexauridae. The record is from the annotation of a GenBank genome assembly.
UUUUUGAGUGACGAAGGGAACAUUGAUAUUGGACACAGAUGCAAGCGGUAUCGCAAUUGGGCUGUUCUAUCACAAAAACGGGGCAACGAAGAAAAAGUCAUCGCAUAUUUCAGUCGUUCACUUAAUCGAACGCAGCGCCAGUAUUGUACAACAAGACGGGAAGUGUUAGCUGUGGUAAAAUCAUUGGCUCAUUUCCAUCCUUACCUUAAUGGAAGAAAGUUUGCUGCACGGACAGAUCAUUUCUCUCUUCGGUUGUUGGUGAAUUUUAAGUACGCCGAAGGUCAGCUUGCACGUUGGUUGCAAAAGAUUCAACGGUAUGAUCUAAAGAUUGAACAUCGACACGGAAAAUAUUAUCUCUAG